Messenger RNA from Racocetra persica, 590 nucleotides. Lineage: Eukaryota; Fungi; Glomeromycota; Glomeromycetes; Diversisporales; Gigasporaceae. The record is from the annotation of a GenBank genome assembly.
AUGUCUGAAAGACUCUCGAGACUUCGUGCUCGACGAUUCGACAUAGAACUUGAUGAUGAAUUAAAUAAUCUAGUUGAAAAUCCCGUGGAACAUAAGCCAGUAAGCAAAAAGGUUUUGGAUCUACGCUCCCAUACAACUGGAAUUGUUGGUGCAGUUACUGAAAAGGUCUCGAAUGAUCCAGUAAUAGCUCCGUCGUUUCCUAAUGCUUCUGCUCCUAUUGAUGGGUUUCCACAACCAGUUCAUAGAAAUAAUCAAAGUAUAUUCAGACAAAAAAAACGACAAGCGCGAAUUGAAACAUUAAAUGAAAAUGUAAAGGCGAAAUCUGAGGAGCCUAAACCUAAUAUUAAUCCCGAAAUCCCUGAAAGUGAUUAUAUGGAAAUUGACCAGGAAACUACUCAGUAUAUUGAAAAUAUGACUGACGCUGAAAUAACUGAAGCUAGAGAAAUGUUAUUAAAAUCUCUGAAACCAGGGUUCACUGAAAAGUUAAUGAAAGGGAAAACUUUAGCUCAAAGGUUAAAUGAGACAUCAAGUUAUCAACCUUUAAAUCGUCAAGAUCAAAGUCCUAAAACAUUAGAAAAUGAAGAAUCAAU